Messenger RNA from Notolabrus celidotus (New Zealand spotty), 5450 nucleotides. RefSeq names its product O-GlcNAcase (gene oga). The record is from RefSeq and is a predicted model, not a curated record. Bases 307 to 3099 code for a protein of 930 amino acids. NCBI's taxonomy places the organism in Eukaryota, Metazoa, Chordata, Actinopteri, Labriformes, Labridae. Gene Ontology annotation, molecular function: beta-N-acetylglucosaminidase activity. The transcript has 18 exons. Gene Ontology annotation, biological process: glycoprotein metabolic process.
CCUGAGCAUGCGCACUUGGUGUAAACAGGAAGAACCGACUAAAACUAGGGCGAAAAUGAUCGGACAAAACGGAACGAACAUUUGCUUUAUUCUCAAAUUUUACUCCACAUAAAUGUUGUCCGACACCACCUGAGAGUUAUUCCGGUUACAUCUGGUUAAAGAAGGUGUUUUAUUUACGUGGACUUCGAUAGACUCUGUAAUAACGUUAGCAAGCUGCUGGUUAUUUCCUGAGUGAACAGUUGAAAACACUCGGUACGCGUUCAUCCUCUCAUAUAUCUGACUGUAAUCAAACAGAAACUCUUAAUAAUGGUUCAAAAGGAGAAGACUCUGGAAACAGCUCCAGUGGAAGGUGCACCGAGCCCCAGCCCAGUCUCCGGAGAGGCUUGUGCAGAGGCCCCUGGCCCGGCCGAGGAGUCCGGCAUUGCAGUCAAAGCUACAGGCCACAGGAAAUUCAUCAGCGGGGUCGUGGAAGGUUUUUAUGGGCGACCAUGGACGAUGGAGCAGAGGAAAGAGCUGUUCAGAAGGCAGCAGAAGUGGGGACUCAACACGUACCUGUAUGCACCCAAAGAUGACUACAAACACAGGAUGUUCUGGAGAGAGCUGUACUCUGUGGAAGAAGCAGAGCAACUUAUGACCUUAAUUGGUGCUGCUAAGGAGCAUGCUAUAGAGUUCAUUUAUGCCAUCUCCCCCGGACUGGACAUCACCUUCUCCAAUCAGAAAGAGGUUUCAGCACUUAAGAGGAAACUUGAUCAGGUUGCUCACUUCGGCUGCAAGUCAUUUGCCUUACUUUUUGAUGAUAUUGACCACAACAUGUGCCCAGCAGACAAAGAGGUGUUCAGCUCAUUUGCACACGCUCAGGUUUCCAUCACCAACGAAAUCUACCAGUACCUUGGAGAGCCUGAAACCUUCCUCUUUUGUCCCACAGAGUAUUGUGGAACCUUCUGUUACCCAAAUGUUCCUCAGUCCCCUUACCUCCACACGGUUGGAGAGAAACUACUGCCUGGGAUUGAUGUGCUAUGGACAGGACCCAAGGUUGUAUCUAAAGAUAUCUCAGUGGAGUCUAUUGAGGAGGUUUCCAAAAUCCUCAGGCGCUCCCCCGUGAUCUGGGACAACAUUCACGCCAAUGAUUAUGACCAGAAGAGGCUUUUCUUGGGUCCGUACAAAGGCCGCUCCACAGAGCUCAUUCCCCGGCUGAAGGGAGUCCUCACCAACCCCAACUGCGAGUUUGAGUCCAACUUUGUUGCAAUCCACACUCUCGCCACCUGGUACAAGUCUAACAUGAAUGGGGUGCGCAAAGACAUCGUAAUGACUGACGGGGAGGACAGCACAGUGUCCAUCCAGAUCAAGCUGGAGAAUGAGGGCAGUGAUGAAGAGCUGGAGACCGACAUGCUCUACAGCCCACAGCUAGCUCUGAAACUGGCUCUGUCAGAGUGGCUCGGGGAGUUCUGUGUUCCUCAUCAAUACAACAGCCGACAGGUGCCUCAGAGUGGUGCCAAAAGCACAGCCAUCGAUGUGUCGUCCAUGGCCGCACCCUCCCUCUGCUCUUCCACAACAGUCACAACUGUGUUCCAGCAACCCAUCAUGUCUCCUGCAAUGCCGCCUCUUUGUCUGGAUCCUCUCUCACCACUCUCACACCCCAUGGCAAAACGACCACAGGAGGUGGAGGAGGUGGAGGUGGAGAAGAAGGAUUCAGAUGAGGAGCCCAUGGAGAUGGUGGUUGAAAAGAUGGUGGACGAGCCAGAGCCAGAAGCCGAAGCCGAUCAGGAAGAGAAGCAUGUUGGUCCUAUUGUAACCGACAAGAUGGCUGAGGACCUGAAACCCAUGGACACAGACAAGGAGAUUCUGGCAGAGUCAAAGUCCCCAGAAGAGUCCAUCCAGGAGGACUCUGGGAGUGAUAUCGCCCCCAUGCAGACAGACGAUCAGCUCAAACAAGUGGCCCAAGCAUUUGAUGUGUUUGUGCCUGGACCAAAUGAGAAGCCUCUGUUCUCAGCAGAGCCCAUCACGCUGGAGGACCUGAGCAUGCUGGCAGAGCUGUUCUACCUGCCGUAUGAACACGGAAACAUGUCCAUGCAGAUGUUGAAGGAGUUCAACUGGCUGAGAGCCAACAGCAGCGUCGUCAGCGUGAACUGCAAGAGAAAAGAGACUGAAAAGGUGGAAGAAUGGCAGUCGAGGGCGGAGAAGUUUGAGGAGAUGUGCUGCUCCGUCAUCCACAUGUUCACACGACUUUCCAACUCGGCCAACCGCACCAUCCUUUACGACCUCUACCCUUACAUUUGGGACAUCAAGAGCAUCAUUUCUAUGGUCAAGUCUUUUGUCCAGUGGCUCGGGUGUCGUAGUCAGUCCUCAGCACAAUUCCUUAGAGGAGACCAAGAGCCCUGGGCCUUUAGGGGAGGUCUAGCAGGAGAGUUCCAGAGAUUGUUGCCAAUAGAUGGGGCAAACGAUCUUUUCUACCAACCCCCACCUUCACUGCCAACCUCCAAAAUAUAUUCAAUAAGGCCUUACUUUCCCAAAGAUGAGGCUGCGGUUUAUAAAAUCUGUAAAGAGACGUACUUUGAGGAACUAGAGGAGGUCCCUGUCUCUGAUGAGGAUCCUGAUCUCAUAGCAGACAGGUUAGUAGGAGGACUCCUGACGCUGAGUUCAGACUAUGGCUUUGUGUUGGAGGACGAUGAGGGCGUCUGUGGUUACGCACUUGGUACAGUCGAUGUCAAGCCCUUCCUCAAGAAAUGCCAGUUAAGCUGGACUCCUUUCAUGCAAGAGAAGUACCACAAACCUGACGAACAGAACGAUCUCACAGACGCCCAGAAAAUGAUGCUGAGUUUCCAUGAAGAGGAGGAGGGUCUACCAGAGUCCUUCCUCUCCAACUUCCCCUCUCUCAUCAAAGUCGACAUUCACGCCAAGGUCACUGACCCCAGUGUGGCCAAAAGCAUGAUGGGAUGUCUCCUUUCUUCUCUUAAGACCAAUGGCUCCCUGGGUGCAUUCUGUAAGGUUCGUCAGACCGAUAAGAGAAUGAUGGACUUCUAUAGUAAGCUGGGAUGCUUUGAGGUGGCCAAAAUGGAAGGCUUUCCCAAAGACAUCAUCAUUAUGGGACGCAGCCUAUGAAGAGAACCUCCCUGUCACAAUAACAAAGAGACGGAGAGAGAGGAAGAGCUAGUCAACAUGGCUUAAACGUGUUUGCUACCUUCGUGAGAAAAAACCUCCAUGAUAAUUUUAUACUUCAUUACCAUCUGGGCCAGCCCCUGGAGACUUCUUUUUAGGAUUUGUGUACAGAAGCACAGAAAUCGCACACAGAUGUUCAUGCUGCCCUUAGAUGUUAUGGCUCUGUUGGAUUCAGCAGAUCUGAAGCUGAGGCACGAUCUGUCGUCAGAUUUGAGCUAGAGAAUGGAAGAGUGGCACUCCAGCGUUGUUUUCUGGGGUCUCACUGAUCAUAUACCUCCAGGAGGCAGAGGGUAAUAACUCCAUAAGCCUUUUGCUGAUUGAAUCCAGAAGCCCUUAUAUGGUUAAUGCCUGCAUGCCCUAAUGCAAAGUGUCUGUAUCUGAAAUGGAGGCAGAGCUGUGAAAUGAGGGCGACCUGUAUCUCAGGUAGUAUCUUACUACACCUACAGCCUGCAUCCCCCGGAUGUAACAUAGAGAAACACCACAGCUGUAGACACAAGUAGGACACCUUUCUACAGGAUGUGAGGUGCUAUGUGAGAGUUUGCCUUCCAUUAUCACAUUAGGGUAUUGCUCCACUGUAGACUUGAAGAAAGAGGCCUUUUCAGUGGCGUGUUUCUAACAUAAAGUGGUUCGAAGUGCUGAUUCUGUGCACAUGAAGGGUGAAAAACUGUAGCUCUUGGACUUGUUAGAAUAUUAAUCUAAGGUUCUUUCAAGCCAGAAAAGGAAAAAGUAUUUGUUGAGACUCUAAAGACUCAACCAGGAGGUCUUCUUUAUUUCCGUUUCAGUAGAGGUAGACAUUUGGAAAGCAAUAGAAAAGCUUCCACGAGUUUACAAACAUUGUCCUCUGCCUAUUUUUACUCAGCACUUUGCUUGUGGCCAUUUUUUCUUUUUUAUAAAUCUGCUUUUUUUUCUGCUCAUGUCCCCUUUAAGCUAUUGCCUUUUGGUUCAUUGCCUUUGGAUUUUAGGUUUAUAUAUUUUACCCCUGUGUCUUCUGUGUAAAGGCUUUAGAACUCGGCUGUUAGAUACAGCAGGAGAGCAUUUUUUUUUCCUUUUUGGACAUUGGCCUUUUUGUUGCUGAAAUUCCAGAGAUGUAGCAGAGAUAGAAAUUGACAGUCACAUGUCUACUUUUUAGAUCCAAGCCUACAGAGUAGAAAAUCUUAUGUUAACCUAAGCAGAGCUACGGUCAUACAUAACUGUCAGCCAAAGCUCAGACUGUCUUGUUAAGCAGAAACACAUUGGAGCACUGAAGGUUAGUAAAACUGAAGACUUUGAAGCAUAAAGCAUCUCAAAGCUGCUCAGUUUAUUCUAAACCACUUAUUCUAAACUUGACUAGUACAGCCGCUAAUCUAGACUCGGCUCAAAGGAUGAUAAAACAACAAAAAAAUUCAUCUUUUGCUUUUUUUUUCCACCAUAAAUAAUCCGUUUACAGUCAGCUUGCGUCCCUUCUUGCAUUCUCUUUGAUGAAUGUCUUCUCAGUCGAGCCUUGGUGAGCAGUGUUUCAGAAGCUGAAUUCUGUCACCAAAGUUGACUCCCACAUUUUUUGUUGUGUGGGGCUUGGAGCAAAAAAUUCCUCAGCCUUUCCUACGUGUCCAUUGAAUGUUUUAUAAUCUUAAUGCAUUUCCCAUUUUGUUUUUGUAAAUGUAUGUAGUUACUUAAAAAAAACAAAACCUAAUAAAGCGGCGUGUUCUGUCGGUUACAUGAGGAUCAUCAGUUGCUCUUUGGUAGCUGCCUGCCAAUGUGAUGUUUUGAUACUGUGUACAUUUCAUGAUGUGCAUGAGGUGUAUUGGAUUUGCUGUGGUGGUCAUUAGAAUAACCUCAUCUUUUGCUGCAUAGAGGAAGAAGCAUGCCACUCACCUCUAUGAGCGUAAUACUGUAGUAUGCUGACAGUCUGUAAACACUGUCAAACAUAAAGUGUUAUUAUUAUUUUGUAUAUCUUAAAGCUGUGGCUCACGUUCUGUUGUCCUUGAAGGAAAAGAAAAUGCUGCUCCUUGUUACAGGGAAUCCUGCCUGGCUGUGUUUCAGCGAGGUGUGAAGCCCCGCAACAGACUGCAGCAUUUUCACGCUCAUUUUUAAUGGUUCGUCUUUCAGUUUGUCGAUGCCCGAGCUUUCUCCUCUGCCAACCAAGGUUUGAUAGAAACAGGCUGAGUGUGAGAAAGGGCUCCAAUUGUACAUUUUGAUUAUCUGAGUUACGGGAAGGGGACAGGACGGGGUGGUUGUUAUUAAAGUGACUGUUUGACCAAUGUAAAAUUUGUAUGUAAGAUACAUAAUAUCAAAAAUAAACAAACAAUAAUAAGUUG